UUCGACCAGUGGAAAUAGAGAAGGGUGUAUGCGGUAGACAUGUGUAUGGCUGUGAACACAUAUUUUAUAACCUUGAUUCUGUCUUUACUUUCUUUCUAAACAAGCCUUCAAAUUACCUCCACCACAAACAUGCAGGUUGCCAUGGAUAUCACCACCAAGUAUUGCCAUAAGGAGAUGGAGAGCUAUGGGCAGUGUGUGGCCGCUCACCCAUCAACAUGGCAACAGCACUGUCAAGACCUAAAGAUGAAGGUGGCACAGUGUACCUCUUCACACCCUGUGAUCCAGAAGAUCCGGACAGACUGUUCAAAAGAGUUCGCAGAGUUUGAACGCUGCUUACUAGAGAACCAGAACUCACCUACCUCCUGUUCAGCACACGUAGCACGCUUCCUCGGCUGUGCAGAGACAGUGGACCUUGCCGGAGUGGCAGUGAACCCGGUUCCUCAGCCCUCUUAGGACCCAGCAUGGACCAUCAUCCAUCCCUCUCAGGGAAGAUAUCUCCUUCCUGCAAUACUGACGCUGGACUGCUCUAUCAAUCAUGGAUAAAUCAAUGCCCAUGUCAUAUUGAUAACAUAACAUCCUGAAUUUGUACAUGAAGGGGAAUCUUGUCCAUGGCUACUUUAGGAUUUGUCAAGAGAACUCGGAAUAUUAGACAUUUACUGGGACUGAUUUCUGCCUGAGACUGUCAAGAUACAUAUUUAUAGUAGUAACCUCGGGUAGUAACCUCGGGUAGUAACCUCGGGUAGCAGCAUAAAUGGUUAUUUUUCUCUCCAAUUUAUAUUGAGAAUGAAUGUGUGUAACGGGGUUAGCUUUGCAACCUCACUCCGCAGCAUAUCUGUGCACAACUGCGUGUUAUCCAAGUAUCCCUGGUUUGCGGUGUAGUGGUCUCUUGUCAAUUUUAUUUUGGGUGAAGUUUAUCAUUAAACUCCUAUAUUUCAGUCCUA
Salvelinus namaycush (lake trout) is the source of this 941-nucleotide messenger RNA. RefSeq names its product coiled-coil-helix-coiled-coil-helix domain-containing protein 5. The coding region runs from base 130 to 453 and encodes 107 amino acids. The record is from RefSeq and is a predicted model, not a curated record. The transcript has 4 exons. Lineage: Eukaryota; Metazoa; Chordata; Actinopteri; Salmoniformes; Salmonidae.